Effrenium voratum is the source of this 297-nucleotide messenger RNA. NCBI's taxonomy places the organism in Eukaryota, Dinophyceae, Suessiales, Symbiodiniaceae. The record is from the annotation of a GenBank genome assembly.
AUGGGUGUCCAGCCCAACGUGGUCAGCUUCAACGCUGCCCUGGCCAACACGCCGGGCCAACAUACCGCAGAGCUCCUCGCGCUCAUGGCCCGACGGCAGGUGCGUCCCAGCGGCCUGAGCUUCGGUGCCGCCAUGGGCGCCUGCGAGCGGUCCAGCCACUGGCGCCACGCCCUGGACCUGCUGAGCACGGCGAAGACAUUUUCCCUUCUGGAAACGUCGCUGGUGAAGGCCGUGGUGAGGUCUUGCCGGAGGAGUGGGCAAUGGCAACGAGCCUUGAGCUUGCUGGAAGUUGAGUGA